Messenger RNA from Vigna umbellata (rice bean), 814 nucleotides. RefSeq names its product maternal effect embryo arrest 59 (gene MEE59). Lineage: Eukaryota; Viridiplantae; Streptophyta; Magnoliopsida; Fabales; Fabaceae. The record is from RefSeq and is a predicted model, not a curated record.
UUCAUUGUCCUUUCUACCCUUACACUCUCUGUUAACACGUAUAUAGCAUUCACCACCCGAUUCUGUGUUCGGUUUGGUAGAGAAAAAUAGCGGAAUGACGACGAUGGCGGAAUUGACGACGACGAAGCCCAGCCGGAGCGACGAGAUUUUGGAUACGGAAGAGCAAUUGAGGAUCGCUUACGAGAUCAAAGCCCAUUUCGAUGCCUUGCAACCCGACCGACCCGUCAAACCCAACAGAAGCGAACCCGGAUCGCCACGCGCCGUUAACCACUCCCUCUCUAAGAACGAUAUUCCGGAGCUUCAUAAAUUUCAAUCUCUUCAAUCUAGCUCUCAUGAUACAAUUUCAACAGAGGGGGUGGUGAACGCACAGGACGAGUUUGUGGAGACGCAGUACUAUAAUGAAUUGGCGUCCAUUGACAAACAGCAUCACACGACGGGGAGUGGAUUCAUAAAUGUUGUAACAGAAGGAGAGGAAAGUGGGUAUAAGAUUGAAUUGCCCGAUGGCCAUGUUAAUGCAGUUGAAACAGAAAUCCAACCCAGAGGAUAUAAAAGCAACCCUGCCACCAACGACUGGGUUCCUAGCAGUGAUGAUUAUCAGUUGUGACAGGUUUUCGUGUCCUCAAAGCCAAGUAGAAGCGAGUGCUCCUGAUCUGCCAUUGCUAGGUGAAAAUGGUGUAUUUUCUACCGGCUUUUUCUUAUUAUAUAUGUCUAUUUCUUUAUAAGAGAUGAGGUGUGGUGGUACAACUGUUGCUGUAUGAGAGAAAUAUCACUCAUGAUUAAAGAUUAUGAAAAUAAUUGAAGUAGUUCAAGUGCA